AUGGAAUAUUUCAGAAUUACGCCGUCGAAUCGCCCUAAUCGCGGAACAAUCCAGAAUAAUUUGCAGAGAAGACUGCAAGCACUAUUGGAAAGUCUCCGCCCUCAAUAUGCGACAUAUGGGAAUAGAAUCCGUGAAUUGCAAGAGGAACUCAGUACUCUUUCAGCCGGCGGAGGUCGAAUGCAAGUCAUACGUGACAACCUGGCUGAAGAGAUUUGCGCGGAAAUUAACGUUUUGAGUCGUCAGCAGCAAAGUUUAGCUACGAGUAUAGAUACUGUAGUAGGAUGGUGCGCAGAACUUCAAGGCACAGGACAAGCAUAG
Botrytis fragariae is the source of this 318-nucleotide messenger RNA. RefSeq lists its product as uncharacterized. NCBI's taxonomy places the organism in Eukaryota, Fungi, Ascomycota, Leotiomycetes, Helotiales, Sclerotiniaceae. The transcript has a single exon. The record is from RefSeq and is a predicted model, not a curated record. Bases 1 to 318 code for a protein of 105 amino acids.